Messenger RNA from Leptosia nina, 411 nucleotides. Lineage: Eukaryota; Metazoa; Arthropoda; Insecta; Lepidoptera; Pieridae. The record is from the annotation of a GenBank genome assembly.
AUGCUACCCCUAUCGCUUUUACGUACCGCGCAGAACCAUCCUAUGCUUGUAGAGUUGAAAAAUGGUGAAACUUACAAUGGACAUCUAGUCAGUUGUGAUAAUUGGAUGAAUAUUAAUUUACGAGAAGUUAUUUGCACGUCUCGCGAUGGUGACAAGUUCUGGAGAAUGCCGGAAUGUUAUAUUCGUGGGAGCACAAUUAAGUAUCUCAGAAUCCCCGAUGAAGUGAUAGACAUGGUGAAAGAGGAAACACAAGUGAAAGCUAGAAGCCGCAACGAAGUGUCAAAGGGUCGCGGAGGUCAGAACAUGAGGACCGGUCGAGGUGGCAGUCGUGGGGCUUUUGGAAACAGGGGACGACCAGCACCAUUAAGGGGAGGUGGGGCAGGAAGGCCACAGAAUAAAAAUAAGAAGUAG